This is a messenger RNA of Schistocerca americana (American grasshopper), 3171 nucleotides long. RefSeq lists its product as uncharacterized. Bases 1 to 3171 code for a protein of 1056 amino acids. The transcript has 18 exons. NCBI's taxonomy places the organism in Eukaryota, Metazoa, Arthropoda, Insecta, Orthoptera, Acrididae. The record is from RefSeq and is a predicted model, not a curated record.
AUGCGACUUUCAGGGCCGACGCUGCUGCUCCUAGCGGUGGCCGGCGUAGUCCUCUUGGUUGGUGACGGCGACGCUGCUGGAUGCGACAAAGCAGCUGUAAAGUCUUUCAACGCUUCUGAGUACCUGGGCGUGUGGUACGAGAUCGCCAGGUUCGGACUGGCUCCCUUCGAGGCAGGCGCCCAGUGUGUCACGGCGGAGUACUCACUGGCUGGAGACAACAACGUGACCGUACACAACAGGAUGUACAACACGUCUGCAGGGGCCUUCAACGACAUCAUCGGCUGGGCCGCGUUUGAUGACCCUAAUUCCGGAGAGGCCAAACUCACGGUGCACUUCCCAGGUGUACCAGAGUUUGGUUUGUUUAUGUUGACAGUGACAGCUCCCUACUGGGUCCUGGACACAGACUACAAGAGCUACGCAAUCGUCUGGGCGUGCAGGGAGCCUGCAAACGAAACCUCCAACAUUACCGAGACCUCAUGGAUCCUGUCACGGAGUGCCCAGCUGACAGAUGAGCUGGAGCAGCAGGUGAAUGGCAAGCUGGAGGCCCUGGGUCUGCCUCGGAGCCGCUACACAGACACCCCACAGGACCCACAACAGUGCACUGUCAGAGUCAGCACGUGCGACAAGCCUGCAGUCUCCCAGUUUAACGCCUCUGAGUACCUGGGCGUGUGGUACGAGAUCGCCAGGUUCGGACUGGCUCCCUUCGAGGCAGGCGCCCAGUGUGUCACGGCGGAGUACUCACUGGCUGGAGAGAACAACGUGACCGUACACAACAGGAUGUACAACACGUCUGCAGGGGCCUUCAACGACAUCACUGGCUGGGCCGAGUUUGAUGACCCCAACUCUGGAGAGGCCAAACUUACAGUGCACUUCCCAAACGUACCAGUGGCAGCUCCGUACUGGGUCUUGGACACAGACUACAAGAGCUACUCAAUUGUCUGGGCCUGCAGGGAACCUACAGAUGAAACUUCCAACAUUACGGAGACCUCAUGGAUCCUGUCACGGAAUUCCGAGCUGACAGCAGAGCAGGAGCAGCAGGUGAAUGACAAGCUGGAGGCCCUGGGUCUGCCUCGGAGCCGCUACACAGACACCCCACAGGACCCACAACAGUGCACUGUCAGAGUCAGCACGUGCGACAAGCCUGCAGUCUCCCAGUUUAACGCCUCUGAGUACCUGGGCGUGUGGUACGAGAUCGCCAGGUUCGGACUGGCUCCCUUCGAGGCAGGCGCCCAGUGUGUCACGGCGGAGUACUCACUGGCUGGAGAGAACAACGUGACCGUACACAACAGGAUGUACAACACGUCUGCAGGGGCCUUCAACGACAUCACUGGCUGGGCCGAGUUUGAUGACCCCAACUCUGGAGAGGCCAAACUUACAGUGCACUUCCCAAACGUACCAGUGGCAGCUCCGUACUGGGUCUUGGACACAGACUACAAGAGCUACUCAAUUGUCUGGGCCUGCAGGGAACCUACAGAUGAAACUUCCAACAUUACGGAGACCUCAUGGAUCCUGUCACGGAAUUCCGAGCUGACAGCAGAGCAGGAGCAGCAGGUGAAUGACAAGCUGGAGGCCCUGGGUCUGCCUCGGAGCCGCUACACAGACACCCCACAGGACCCACAACAGUGCACUGUCAGAGUCAGCACGUGCGACAAGCCUGCAGUCUCCCAGUUUAACGCCUCUGAGUACCUGGGCGUGUGGUACGAGAUCGCCAGGUUCGGACUGGCUCCCUUCGAGGCAGGCGCCCAGUGUGUCACGGCGGAGUACUCACUGGCUGGAGACAACAACGUGACCGUACACAACAGGAUGUACAACACGUCUGCAGGGGCCUUCAACGACAUCACUGGCUGGGCCGAGUUUGAUGACCCCAACUCUGGAGAGGCCAAACUUACAGUGCACUUCCCAAACGUACCAGUGGCAGCUCCGUACUGGGUCUUGGACACAGACUACAAGAGCUACUCAAUUGUCUGGGCCUGCAGGGAACCUACAGAUGAAACUUCCAACAUUACGGAGACCUCAUGGAUCCUGUCACGGAAUUCCGAGCUGACAGCAGAGCAGGAGCAGCAGGUGAAUGACAAGCUGGAGGCCCUGGGUCUGCCUCGGAGCCGCUACACAGACACCCCACAGGACCCACAACAGUGCACUGUCAGAGUCAGCACGUGCGACAAGCCUGCAGUCUCCCAGUUUAACGCCUCUGAGUACCUGGGCGUGUGGUACGAGAUCGCCAGGUUCGGACUGGCUCCCUUCGAGGCAGGCGCCCAGUGUGUCACGGCGGAGUACUCACUGGCUGGAGACAACAACGUGACCGUACACAACAGGAUGUACAACACGUCUGCAGGGGCCUUCAACGACAUCACUGGCUGGGCCGAGUUUGAUGACCCCAACUCUGGAGAGGCCAAACUUACAGUGCACUUCCCAAACGUACCAGUGGCAGCUCCGUACUGGGUCUUGGACACAGACUACAAGAGCUACUCAAUUGUCUGGGCCUGCAGGGAACCUACAGAUGAAACUUCCAACAUUACGGAGACCUCAUGGAUCCUGUCACGGAAUUCCGAGCUGACAGCAGAGCAGGAGCAGCAGGUGAAUGACAAGCUGGAGGCCCUGGGUCUGCCUCGGAGCCGCUACACAGACACCCCACAGGACCCACAACAGUGCACUGUCAGAGUCAGCACGUGCGACAAGCCUGCAGUCUCCCAGUUUAACGCCUCUGAGUACCUGGGCGUGUGGUACGAGAUCGCCAGGUUCGGACUGGCUCCCUUCGAGGCAGGCGCCCAGUGUGUCACGGCGGAAUACUCACUGGCUGGAGACAACAACGUGACCGUACACAACAGGAUGUACAACACGUCUGCGGGGGCCUUCAACGACAUCAUCGGCUGGGCCGAGUUUGAUGACCCCAACUCUGGAGAGGCCAAACUUACAGUGCACUUCCCAGGCGUACCAGAGACCUCAUGGAUCCUAUCAAGGAAUUCCGAGCUGACAGCAGAGCAGGAACAGCAGGUGAAUGACAAGCUGGAGGCCCUGGGUCUGCCUCGGAGCCGCUACACAAACACCCCACAGGACCCACAACAGUGCACUGUCAGAGUCAGUACGUGCGACAAGCCUGCAGUCUCCCAGUUUAACGCCUCUGAGGUAACACUCAACGUAGUAAACUCCAUUUCAACAGCGAACUUGUGA